AUGGAUAAGCCAGAGGAGUGUAGCCACAGCGUGCCACCAUCUCCCACUCUCGGACUGCGCUCCAAAAGGUUCGGUCGAGUGCUGUAUUGUGUCACGCCUUCAAAUCGUGAACGGGAAUCUGAACCACAAUUACAGAAUGAAGGAGUAACAGAUUCAUCUGAACCAGACAAAUUGGCUAAAACUCGUAAACAAGAAGGAUGUGAACACGGCCCGGAUUGUUGUUGCUAUCUGUCUGAAUCCAUGUCGUCGUCCGCUGGCAGUCAAGGCGAUACCGAUGGCACUCAUACUGAAACUGAACCAAUGAUUGAAGAAGAAGAAGCAGCUGGCGAAUUGAGUGAGAGCAGUCGUACAUGUUCCAGUCUGAUUUUGGCACGCGAACAAGGUGAAUCUGCCGCAGUUGACAGUCCGAUCGAAAUAUCUAAAAGGGUUUAUUCACAGCGUCAAACUGAGUUUAGCUCUUCCAGACAUUUGGAAGUUUCGAGGCGUAGUGAGUCUUGUAGUGAUGAGCGCAAUCGGCGCGGUCUUUCUUCCAAGGCAAGGUCCUGUCGCCCUCCCCGAGCACAAACCCAUGAUCGGCUGGCAAAAACGGGAAUUAGUGAUCCCAUGGACGAAGGUUAUCGUGGUGAAUGGCCAGCACCGAUUCCUUUCCGAUACGGCCCAAGUUCUCAUUCUACCAACCAUCUGACUAUGGACACAGUCAGUGUAUUCAAGUAUCGAAUCAACUAUCCUAACCUGAUGCGAUGGUCUUAUCAAUUUAUACAUUUGUAUGCUAAGUGGCAAAAGGAGGGUACCUUCACGGAUGAACCUAAUACUAAGAUCCUUAUAGAACCAAAUAUAUUCGUGGAUGAAGUACUGAAAAAACGUGCACAAAAGGUUAAACAGAUGGUUGUAAACAGUGAAGAUCACGUGGUAUUCCAAAGCGUGAAACAAUCUUCAACAGCCGCUGCUACGGUUUCGCCUACCCGUUUGUUGAGAAAUCAGUUGUGGAAACGGCGAUACUAUGCUCUACUAAACGCAGUAGAUUUUGUCUACAAGGAUUAUCAAUUAUUACAUUACGUAUCAAAGGAAGGUUUGUUCACCUUUGUCUCUACACCUCCUGUACUCCCGUCCGGUGCACUUCGUUCUACCGCAAAAUAUCUGUCCAACGUUUGGCCGUCACACAUUAAUGCAAUUCAAAAUUUGGCUACUGUUGGAGCCGAUCCAGCUGGACAUCUAUCUGAGCGAGUUACACAAGUGUUGCUGAAGAGAGCCAACGUAGACGGCAAGCGUGUACAACGGCCGUUUGAUUGGCCUUGUUUGUUUCAAAUUUCAGUCGCUUUUUUGAGUGAUGUUAUGGCCCAAGGUCGUAUUUUGCGUUGCGAUCUGGAUCGGCGACUGGCUGUUUACGAUCGUCUCAUUUACGUCCUAAGUCAAGCCAGAGAACAACGCGCUAAGUUGCGACUACAUGUAUCUAGACAACGGGAGUUAUUGGAAUCCUUGGCAUCCAAUCUGUGCGCGAUUCAGAAACAAUUAUCCAUUCGUUCUCCCCUGCUAGAUCGACCGGCUUCUAUUCGAGACGGAUUGUCCAAUGAUAUCACUAGUCCAUUAGUCGAGUACGAAAUGUCUCCGCAUACUGUUUGUCGUUCUGGUAACCUCAGAGAAAAGGAUUACAAAAUUAAGGAAGAGAAGAAUAAGCAAGCCAGUCCUGAACGGAACAAGCCAGACUAUUUGCAUCGUCGGACAGAAAUUUAUGCAGAAAUUUCCAAUUUGGAGCGUGUAUUACGUGAGGAAGAAGUGCGACGUAAGCGUAUGCACAAUCGAAUUCAGGAAUUAACUGGAAAUAUUCGCGUGUUUUGUCGUCUUCGUCCAGAUGAUAGCUUGUCCAAUAAUCAGUAUUUACGUGUGAGCUCUAAUGACAAAUUGCUAUUUUGUUCGGACACUUUGAAGGAUCAAUUGCAGGAACGAAAACCUACAAUUCCCUUUGCAUAUCAUGGGAUGCGUACACUAACUAGUGGAUCUACAACCACGGGAAUUGGGGCUAAUGCGGUUUGCAGUGGAACAGGUGUGGGAACUUCCUCUGGGAUAAGUUUUGGAGCACCGAAAUGUUUCAUUUUCGAUCGUGUGUUCGGUCCACGGGCCUCGCAAACAGAAGUCUAUCAGGAAGUGGAUGAUUUGAUUGUUUCCUGUAUUGAUGGAUACAACGUUUGCAUUAUGGCUUAUGGACAAACUGGAAGCGGGAAGACAUACACAAUGAUGGGUACAGAAGAGGAACCCGGAGUAAAUAGGAGAGCUAUUCAAAGUCUGUUUGAACACUGCGACCGACGUAAACAUUGGAAAUACUCAAUUUUUGUCAGUGUAGUUGAAAUUUAUCAAGAAGAUGUUUUUGAUUUAUUAGAGGAUGCAAACGAAUCAGCUGAGCGCAGUACAGGUUUGCUUAGCUCAUCCACUCAAACCCGUUCAAGUCCGACUACAGGACAAAUGUUUCGUAAAACUGGUCGAGAAUCCGGGUGUGGCAGGUGGAGACAACCACCAAAUCAGUCUUCUGUGCCGUGGAACACAUGGACUAGCCGAGGGCCGUCCACUCACUCAUCCGGUCUCGGUUAUUUCACUGGAAAAACUCUACGACGUCGUGGUUCUGUGCGCAUUCUUUCGGAUCAGUUAGACGGAGUAGUUUUGCAAAAUUUACAUGAACGUCCGGUUCAUGACGAGACAGAGAUGUUGUACUACUUACAUUUGGCAGAGAAACAACGUCGUGUAGGAUCAACUCGAUUAAACAUUUGCAGUUCCAGAUCCCAUCUGGUCAUUCUUUUGAAGGUGAUUGGGGAACACCAGUUUCACAUGACCACAAGCCGUGGAACACUGACUUUAGCUGAUCUGGCUGGUUCGGAGAAUGUGACCAAAUCCGGUUCGACUGGAGAACGAUUUCUCGAAGCGGCAUGCAUCAAUAAAUCGCUGAGUUCACUCGGUCGUGUGUUCGAUGCGCUUCGACGUCAACAAAAGCCGACCUAUCGAGAAACAAAGCUAACCUAUCUGCUCCGACCGACACUCAGUGGAGAAUCAAAGUGUCUACUGUUUGUGGCAUUGCGUACCGAACCAGAACAUGCUGAAGAGACUUGGAGAGCAAUACACUUUGGUCAGGGAGCAUUGCAAGUGGUUCCUGGCGGUGGGAACGGAGGUGGUGUUUCAAUCACCAGCACAAUUAGUGCGAACUUCGAAUCAGACAGAUCAGUGACAAAGUUUUCCGGCCCCGUAUCGGGUCCGGUAACUUCGUUUUCAUAUGCAUCCGGUGGACUGAUGAUGAGUCCGGCUACAUUGCUUCACUCGAUCCGGGGCAACACGCAUCGAACCAGAUCAAGAGGUAAACCAAAAGCUAAUGCACGAAAUUCUUCCUCAUCUAAUGUGGUGAGCUAUCUGCCUCAAUCGGUUUAUAGUAUGGGACCAGCAAUCACAAAACGUGGCUGGCGUAAACGUACGACUACUCCUGCAGAUUUUUCCUUGCGUCUCGACUCGGUAGUUCAUUGCGUGCAAGUACCAGUGUGGUCCGGUGCCUACGCCUCGUCCGUGAUUCGUAUUCCGUGA
Molecule: messenger RNA, 3558 nt
Organism: Echinostoma caproni
Lineage: Eukaryota; Metazoa; Platyhelminthes; Trematoda; Plagiorchiida; Echinostomatidae
Source: the annotation of a GenBank genome assembly